Molecule: messenger RNA, 585 nt
Organism: Trichomonas vaginalis G3
Lineage: Eukaryota; Parabasalia; Trichomonadida; Trichomonadidae
Product: GTPase protein
Exons: 1
Coding region: 1-585 (194 amino acids)
Molecular function (GO): GTP binding; GTPase activity
Source: RefSeq, a predicted model, not a curated record
AUGGAUGGUGAACCGAUUGAUAUGAAAGUCGUUGUCAUUGGCACAACAAGUGUCGGUAAGACAUGUAUUGUCCAGCGUGCAACGAGUGGUGAGUUCAAUGAAAAAAUUACUCCAACAUUAGGUGCUUCUUACAUUUCAAAAGUAAUUGAAGUUAACAACCAAAAAGUUAACUUACAAAUAUGGGAUACUGCAGGUCAAGAAAGGUAUAAGGGUAUGACACCAAUGUACUAUCGUGGUGCUCAAGCUGCUUUAAUCGUUUAUGCUGUUGAUUCAACAGAGAGUUUCGGAUGCAUAGAUGAAUGGUAUGAAAGUGUUGAAAAGAAUAAAACAAACCAAGUUCACUACAUCCUUGUUGGCAAUAAAUGCGAUGUCGAAAAGCGCGUUGUUUCCACUGAGGAAGGUAAAAAUAAAGCAGAUGCGCUUGGAGCACAAUACUAUGAAGUAUCUGCACUUUCUGGAGAAGGUAUUGAUGAUUUAUUCGUUAAUAUUCCAAAGAAAUUCCUUGAAGAGCUUCCAGUUCAAUAUCACGACGAAAAGAAUCUUAAACUCGAGAAGCAAAAAGAUGACAAGAAAGGAUGUUGUUAA